AUGCCAGUCUUCCCGCAGAACUACACGUCGACAGUCUCGCAUUGGCAGGCGACGAACCGCGGGCCCGGCUCACUCUGGGACCAUGGACGCACGGAUGUGUUGCCCUCGGAUGCGGACAUUGUGAUUGUUGGUGCUGGCGCAACGGGCGUGUCGCUGGCGUACCACCUCACACGGCCUGGGAUGGAGAAACGCAGAGUUGUUCUCCUGGAUGCCAAGGAUGUCGCCUCGUGCGCAUCGGGACGGAACGGUGGUCAUAUCGGGCCAGCGUCGUGGGAGGUGAUGGGGCAUCUCACCAAGCCGCUUUCUCAUGGCGGUGGCGGCGUGUCGGAAGAGGACGCACUGGAUGUCCUGUUCUUCGAGCAGGAGACGCUCGACUUGUGUGAGUUGAUCGUGAUGCGAGAGCGCCUCGACGUCGACUUCUGGCGCGGAUACCGUCUCGUCGUGUCAACCACUCCUGAAGGGGUUGAGGAGAGUAAGCGGACGUUGGAUGCGUAUCACCGAGCCAUAAAGAGGAGCGCCAAGCACGGCGAUAAGCGCCUCGAUGCCAGUGCUCUCUUCGACGCCGGCGAGGCAGAGCGCGUGUCCCGCGUCAAGGGGGCGUUGGGUAUGAAGUGGACGCCGUCCGGGAGCUGGCACCCACACCGCGGCAUCACGGCGCUUUUGAAGAAAGCGCUGGAGAACAAGGACAUGAGUUUCUACUCUUGGGCGCCGGUCGCCUCUCUCAAAGAGUACCGCGGCGGAUGGACCGUCGACUGUGGUGACCGCGGCGUGAUCCGCACCAAGCAGGUGGUUCUCGCUACAAACGGGUACACCCGCCACCUGUUCCCCGACGACUUUGCCGCCAACACUGGCAUAGCAGCACACUUGACGCCGUACCGUGGCCACGCAGGGCUCGUUGUGCCUCCGACGACAUAUGCAGGCGACAAGUCCCUCAAAGGACAGUACGGAAUCGAGAACGGGCCAUACCUCAUCCAGACACCAUAUGCUGGCAUUGUGCUCGGGCCCUUUAACGCUACUGUUGUCAACACCUUUGGAUCGCCGCGCGACCUGUAUGGAAUCGACGACGACUCGGUCGUCGUACCCAAGUUCCGCGAGUGGCUCGCAAACUAUUGCCGCGACAACUAUGUUGACUGGGGACCCGAGUCGGAGGGGGAGGGCUUGGCUCGCGCGUGGUCGGGCAUCAUGUGUCAUUCGGUCGACAUGAGGCCCCUCGUCGGAGAGGUGCCCGGCAAAACGGGAAUGUUCAUCUCGGCCGGGUACAAUGGCCACGGCAUGGCGACCAUUGUCAACAUCACGCGCUGCCUCGCGCAGCAUCUCGUCACGGGUGUGCGCGACCACCGGCUCCCGCGGUGUUUCGACAUUUCGCAGGAGCGGCUCGACCGUGCCGCCGCCGAAUGCCUCCCUCUCCUUCCUCCCGAGCCCAAGUUGUAG
This is a messenger RNA of Cutaneotrichosporon cavernicola, 1431 nucleotides long. RefSeq lists its product as uncharacterized. Gene Ontology annotation, molecular function: oxidoreductase activity. NCBI's taxonomy places the organism in Eukaryota, Fungi, Basidiomycota, Tremellomycetes, Trichosporonales, Trichosporonaceae. The coding region runs from base 1 to 1431 and encodes 476 amino acids. The record is from RefSeq and is a predicted model, not a curated record. Gene Ontology annotation, cellular component: cytoplasm. The transcript is spliced from 8 exons.